This is a messenger RNA of Quercus robur (English oak), 783 nucleotides long. RefSeq lists its product as uncharacterized. The transcript has a single exon. The record is from RefSeq and is a predicted model, not a curated record. Gene Ontology annotation, molecular function: catalytic activity. NCBI's taxonomy places the organism in Eukaryota, Viridiplantae, Streptophyta, Magnoliopsida, Fagales, Fagaceae. Bases 1 to 783 code for a protein of 260 amino acids.
AUGAAUUGGGUUUGCUGGAACGUGCGUGGGCUUGGGAACCGACGCACAGUCCGAGAGCUCGAGGUAGUCACUCGCGCACAAGACCCCGCUGCCAUGUUCCUUGCCGAGACGUGGUCAGCUGAAGCUAGGCUAAGAAAGUUGUGUUCCGACCUGAAAUUUGAUCAUUGUUGGAUCAGUCCAAGUGCGGGUAAGUCUGGUUGUUUGGCUCUGUUUUGGAAGAACUCUGCUUGCAUUGAUGUGGUUUCAUCCUCCCCAAACCACAUCGAUGCCAUUGUGGGUGACGCAGACAACGGCCAAUGGAGAUUUUCUGGUGUAUACGGCUUUGCCGACGCGGAAAGAAAGCACGAGACGUGGUCCUUGCUCCGCGAUCUUCACCGGCGUUCUUCCCUCCCUUGGUUGUGCGCAGGGGAUUUUAAUGAGAUCCUAUGGUCUCAUGAAAAACUUGGCCUCAGUCCUAGGCAGGAGUCUCUCAUGUCGGCGUUCAGGGAUGUCCUUGAUGAAUGCGGAUUCAUGGAUCUUGGUUUUGUUGGAGACAAAUUUACAUGGAAAGGCAAAAGAGCUGGGGGUUUGGUUCUUGAGCGGCUGGACAGAGCAAUUGCAACAAAUGGUUGGUUCGCCCUUUACCCAGGCACAAAGGUUAGACACCUUAAUACUCACUCUUCAGAUCAUAAAGCCAUUGUAAUUAAAUUUGAUGGAAUUGUCCCUUGCCCAAAUCGUCCGUUUAAAUUCGAGCAAAUGUGGCUCAAAGACAAUGGAUGUAGCAAAACGGUAGUGUCUGCUUAG